This is a messenger RNA of Aspergillus nidulans FGSC A4, 1466 nucleotides long. RefSeq names its product TatD family hydrolase. The record is from RefSeq and is a predicted model, not a curated record. The coding region runs from base 17 to 1231 and encodes 404 amino acids. NCBI's taxonomy places the organism in Eukaryota, Fungi, Ascomycota, Eurotiomycetes, Eurotiales, Aspergillaceae. The transcript has a single exon. Gene Ontology annotation, molecular function: hydrolase activity, acting on ester bonds.
AUCAGUAUAACGAACCAUGAACCAGUCUGAAUCUCAAUAUGAGCCCGACUUUCCUUGGGGAAUUGGUGUCUUCGACGCUCAUUGCCACCCUACUGACACCAUGGCGAGCAUCGCCGAUAUACCCCGCAUGAAAGCAACGACACUUACAAUCAUGUCCACACGAGCUGACGACCAAGACCUGGUCUUUCAAGUCGCAACUCAGCUUGCCAAAGAAUCAGGCGAUGGGAAUGAGGACGCACGGCGCGUUCUUCCCUGUUUUGGCUGGCACCCGUGGUUUUCGCACCUGAUCAUGGACGACAUAACACCGUCCAAAGAUGAUCAAAAGGAAAUUGACGAGAACACCAAAAAGUCACACUAUAGCCGAAUUCUAAAACCAUCCCCAGAUGAGGCUUUCACAUCUUCUCUUCCAACCCCCAUACCCCUCUCGCAGCUCCUAUCAGAAACGCGGUCAAGACUACAGGCCUUCCCUGCUGCCCUCGUCGGCGAAAUUGGUUUGGAUCGAGCCUUUCGACUACCCCAGCCCUGGACGCAAGAGGAGCACGACGCCCGAGAUGGCGCGAUGACGCCUGGGUCGCGCGAGGGCCGCCGGCUUUCUCCCUACCAGGUCAGGCCGGAGCACCAGAAAGCUGUUCUGGAAGCUCAGUUGCGUCUGGCCGGAGCAUUGCAGCGGCCGGUGUCUGUGCAUAGUGUGCAGGCACAUGGGGCCGUGAUUGAGGUCUUCAAGGGCCUUUGGAAAGGGCAUGAGCGGAAGGUCGCUUCACGGCGCGAGCGGAAACGCCGACAUAGUCAUGCCGAGGCGCAUGCGGGAAGCGAUGAUGAAGAUGCGCGAGGCGCGCAGACCUCACAUAGUGCAGGCACAAGGGAACGCGAAGCCCUCCCCUUCCCGCCACGGAUAUGCAUGCACUCCUAUUCGGGUCCUGCAGAAACCCUAAAGCAAUUCCUGCACCCGUCGAACCCAUCAGACGUCUAUUUCUCUUUUUCAAGCGUUAUCAAUUUCUCCCAUCACUCUGACAAGUCUGUUGCGGUGAUCAAGGCUUUACCCGACGACAGGGUGUUAAUUGAAAGUGAUCUGCAUAUUGCCGGGCAACAGAUGGACGAUCGGCUCGAGGAGGUCACUCGGCAGAUUUGUGAAAUCCGCGGGUGGGAUCUGCGGCAAGGGGUGCAGCAGCUGGCGGAUAAUUGGAGACGCUUUGUGUAUGGUGACGCGCUGCCAGAUUCAUCAAAUAGCUGAUACAUUCCAGUAGACGACGUACAUACGAUUUAGAGAUAGAAAUGACGUAUACAAAGAUUUGAUGUGGCUGGGCUGGUUUCUGCAGACUGAUUGAGCCCCUGGCUCCUGAUGGACACUAAACCGGAAAAGGGAACCAAGAUGUACAUUCAUUAUCUACACCGAUAGUACGUCUUGAAGCGAAGUACUCUGUACUAAGCGACUCAUGACUAAUAGACCAAGAAUUGUUAUGUAAAAA